This is a messenger RNA of Entelurus aequoreus (snake pipefish), 3761 nucleotides long. Its product is annotated as oocyte zinc finger protein XlCOF6-like. The record is from RefSeq and is a predicted model, not a curated record. NCBI's taxonomy places the organism in Eukaryota, Metazoa, Chordata, Actinopteri, Syngnathiformes, Syngnathidae. The transcript is spliced from 3 exons. Bases 206 to 2281 code for a protein of 691 amino acids.
CGACCAAGAUGGCGGCGGAAUGCCCGGAUGUUGCCCUCCAGCAGAUCCCGACAGAGGUGUCAAAAUGAAAUCAAACAGCUACAUAGAGUGACAUGAAACAACAGUAAAUGCCUCAAAUAUUCGUUUUUUUUAACCAAAACCCGCGAAACAGAAGUUAAGUUUGGAGCAUUUGAGUGACAACGGAAGAGAAGACGCCAGGACUAAAAUGGCGACGUCGUCUAGUAUAAGACAACUUCAACAAAAAUUAGCGCCACCAACUACCAGCAAAUCAUCAACGGAGACAAAGCUGAAAACUGCAGAUAAAGUGUGUUUGUGUGCAGACGUCCAACACCUGAUUGGUCAUCAGGGAAAACUUUCCCCUCGGCUGCAAGGGUUCGCUACUUUGAAGCAGGAGAAUAUCCAUUUCGUCCACGUGAAAGAGGAAGAGGAGGAACUCAACAUCACCCAGGAAGGAGACUAUCUUUUCAGGCCGGAGGAGGCUGAUCCCACCAAGUUACCAAUGACUUUUGUCUCUGUGAAGACUGAAAACCAUGAAGAUUUACCUCGAGAAAAUCUCUUAGCUCCACUAUCUCACACUGACAGCAAACCAUUUGAAUGCUCCGAAAAGAAGACAGACGUCCAGGAGCUGAUUGAUCAUCAAGAAGAACAUUCACCUCAGCCACAAGGGAUCUCCACUUUGAAGCAGGAGGAUCCGUAUUCCCUCCACAUUAAAGAAGAAGAAGAAGAAGAACUCUGGAUCAAUCAGGACGAGUGUCUUCUAGGGUCAAAGAAGGCUGAUCCCAUCAAUUGGCCACUGGCUGUUGUCUCUGUGAAGACUGAAGAGCAUGAAGGAAAACCACAAGAUCAGCAGUUGAUUAGUUAUCAAGAAGAAGAAUCCCCUCAGCCGCAUGAGAUCACCACUUUGAAGCAGGAGAAUCUGCAUUUCCUCCGGGUUAAAAAGGAAGAGGAGGGAAUCUGGCUCAUUCGGGAGGCUGAUCCUACCAAGUUGCCACUGACUGUUGUCUCUGUGAAGACUGAAGACCAUGAAGAAAAACUACAAGCAAACAACCUCUUAGCUCCACUAUCAGAUAGUGAGGCUGAAGACUUGGUUGAAGAACCUUUAAGCAGCGAUACAGACUGUGAAGGGGAUAUGAGGACUAACACUGACAACAAACACUCUCAAUGUCUUAAGAAUAACACCGGUAAAAAACGUUUUAGCUGCUCGGUUUGUGACAAAAGUUUUACUAAAAGGAGCUAUUUGCCUCAACAUAUGAAAACACAUACUGGAGAAAAAACAUGUAGUUGUUCAAUUUGUGGGAAAAGAUUUACUCAUAAGGGCUAUUUGCCUGAGCACAUGCGAACACACACGGGGGAAAAAAGAUGUAGUUGUUCAAUUUGUGGGAAAAGAUUUACUCGGAAGUCAAGUGUGGCAACACACAUGAAAGUGCACACCGGAGAAAAACCCUUCAAUUGUUCAGUGUGCGCGAAACAAUUCACUCAGAGGCCAACUAUGGUAAGACACAUGAAAACGCACACACACAAAAAAAGCUUCAGGUGUUCAGUUUGUGGAGAACUAUUCACUCUGAAGUCAAGUAUGGUCAGACACUUGAGAACGCACACAGUAGAAAAACCUUUUAGUUGUUCAGUUUGUGGUAAAAGUUUCUUUUUAGAAUCUGCGAAGAUCAGACACUUAAAAACGCACACGGGACAAAGACACUUUAGUUGUUCAGUUUGUGGGAAGAGAUUCACUCUGAAGUCAAAUAUGGUCAAACACAUGAUCACGCACACGGGGGAGAAACGCUUUAGUUGUUCAGUAUGUUGUAAAAUGUUCUAUAAAAAAGGAGAUGUGGUAAGACACAUGAGAACACACACAGGAGAAAAACCUUUUAGUUGUUCUGUCUGUUGCAAAACAUUUGCUCAGAAGAAAAGUAUGCUCAAACACAUGAGCUCACACAGCGGAGAAAAACCCUUCUGUUGUUCAGUUUGUGGUAAAAGUUUCUUUUGGGAACCUGCACUGAUUAGACACAUGAAAAGCCACGCAGGAGAAAAACCCUUUAGUUGUUUAUUUUGUGGAAAAAAGUUUAGUCUGAAGUCAAGUAUGGUCAGACACAUGAACACGCACUCAGGAGAAAAACCCUUUAGUUGUUCAGUUUGUGGUAACCGGUUCUUAGAAAAGCGAUCUAUGGUAAGACACAUGAAAAUCCACACAGGAGAAAAACCCUUUAGUUGUUCAGUCUGCUGUAAAAGGUUCUCAGAAAAGAGAGAUAUGGUUAGACACAUGAGCACACACACAGGAGUAUAAUUCUUUAGAUGAGGGGUGCCCAUGAGGUUGAUCGCGGAGGGUGUGUUAUGUCAUUUUCCUAAGGCUGUUCUAGACAGAGGCGGUGUUCUUUGCUCCUGCAGGCGCGCUGGCCACACCUCCCUCCACAGACUGUUUUUGGCAAGGUUGCUCCUUUGCAUCUCAACAGUUUUUUUCACUACAAUAGGCGGAACCGAAUCUUGCUUGAGUGUAAAUAGUUGGGGUUUUGGCACCAGCUGCUAGACUAGACUAGAUCUGGCCAAUCUAAGUCUAUGAACAUUAACUGAUGAACUACUAAUUGGAUGAGAGGCAAAAUGUCCUCUAAGUCAAACCAAACAGUCCAGUUGCCAUCAAUUGAAUGUUGUGCGAAUGACCUGGACGAACGCAAACAUCCAUAUACAAACAUCACGAUGAUGCUCAAAGCUAAAAGACUAUGAUACCAAUAUAGUAUGGGCGCAUCUUUCAAAACUCUGAUGUCAGUAAUUAUGAUGUGUUAGUAUCGUUAGUUCUAACAGUUGGAUGUAAAUACCAUGUAUAUUAUUUGUUAUUUAUUACAGUGAGCAAUGAUUGGUUACUACUAGUAGUAUUUGACGAUAUCGCUCUUUGGUGUAAGGUUAUCAACCUAUCAUGAAAAGCUCCUGUAAUAGAUGUGGUGUGAAACAAACCUAACAAAAUCUACGGGAGUAAAGGUUAUUGUCAGAAUAAUUGUAUCGAAGUUAUCACAAAACUUUGUGUUGCCAUGAGUUCCCGGCGAGAGGACAAAAGUUGUCUUUGAUCUUACCAUUCAAACGGCUUGUGAAACUCCACUGUGUAGGAUGGGAAGCGACAUGAAGGUGUUGGUUUCUUUGAUGUAUUGUAAUCCACAGGAAGAUUUUGUUUUGACCCGAGAUCUACGAAGCGGAGAGGAGGCAGGGCCUGACCCCCCUCCAGGCACCUUUUCUUUGAACUGUUGUGUGGCCGAGGGCAACGGCUGUUUACGACCUUUCCUUUGAACCAACCCUUUCUUUUAACUGUUUUGUAACCAAAGGCGAUGGCUGUUUACGACCCCCGUCCCUUUAGAAACAGCUGUUGCCAUGUAAUCAGGGAAAGUCCAAAUAUAAGAGGAGGCGUACAAUCUUUCGUCAGAGCGUGGUGGGACACUGUACAAGAGUACAGCCCAGACGUUUCUCCUCAAUUGAGCCACAUUUAAUUCUGUCUCUGUUUGAUUCCUUGCUUCUUUGUCUAUUUAAUAGAUGUCAUCAGUGUUUGAACCUGACAGUUAUGGUUUGACUUUAUUUUGAGCAUGCAUACAGUUACAAGUUGAGUUGAGUUGACACAGUUACGGGGUUGGACGUCCUUAAAACACAAUACAGUUAAUAAACAAGGAAAUGUUACAUUUUUGUAUGGAGGAAAAUAUGUUAUGUUAAAAAAUAUGUCUUGUGCAAUUUAGGUAUUGAUGGGGGGGGGAUAAACAUGAUGGAUUUUUCCAACAUCCAACCCCAUG